Messenger RNA from Asparagus officinalis (garden asparagus), 1645 nucleotides. RefSeq names its product phosphatidylinositol 4-phosphate 5-kinase 2-like. The transcript has 5 exons. Lineage: Eukaryota; Viridiplantae; Streptophyta; Magnoliopsida; Asparagales; Asparagaceae. The record is from RefSeq and is a predicted model, not a curated record. Bases 596 to 1183 code for a protein of 195 amino acids.
AAGCGCUAUGUGAGUUGAUUCCGGGUUCACUUAAAUAGCGCUUCUAAAGCGCUAUGUUUUUAUUCUCUUAAAUAGCGCUUCAUAAGCGCUAUUACAGUUUCAAAAUUAAAAUUUUCAUUCCACCCGAAAGCCUUUUUCAUUUCGUUCCCCCCAAAAUUUUUAUUCCACCGCCAAAUUUAUCCCCAAAAUUUUCGUCCCAGCGCCAAAUUAAAGUCAUCCCCAAAUUUUUCAACACCGCACUCUCAAAUCCCUAACCUCCUCGUCUUUGCCUCAUCUGACCCUGUCGAAGUCCGACCGUUGUCGCCGGCCAACUCACCUCAUCUUCGCCUCAUCUUCGUUCGUCGGGGACUCCCUCAUCUUCGUCGCGGACCAUCAUACCUCCUCGCCGUCGACAAGGAACGGGAAUCAGUACAUCGGGGAGUGGAGGAGCGGGGUUAUUUUUGGGCGGGGGGUUUUGAUCUGGGCCAACGGGAACCGAUACGAUGGGUUCUGGGAGAGUGGGGUGCCCAAGGACAAUGGGGUCUUCACUUGGCCCGAUGGCAACUGCUACAUCGGCAACUGGAGCGAGCAGGCUCUCACGGGGACCUUUUACCCCAUGGUGAGCGCCGCCAAGAGGUCGUCGUCGGCGGAGAAGGGGGGUUUUCCCAAGAUUUGCAUUUGGGAGUCUGAUGGCGAGGCUGGGGAUAUCACCUGCGACAUCAUCGACACAUUGGAGGUUUACAGAGAUGGGAAGCUGUUGAAUUUGGGGAGGGUGAAGGGGGUUUGGGGGGAGAGGAGGAGGAGCCCUUGUUGUUUCAGGGGCGGGGAGGUGAAGAAGCCGGGGCAGAUGAUAUCGAAGGGGCAUAAGAAUUAUGAUCUGAUGCUGAACCUUCAGCUGGGCAUAAGGUACUCUGUUAGGAAACCGGCGUCGACCCAGAUGAGGGAAUUGAGAGCUGAGGAUUUUGAUCCUAGGGAGAAGUACUGGACGAGGUUUCCUCCCAAGGGGCCGAAGAUUACGCCGCCUCAUCAGUCGGCGGAGUUUCGGUGGAAGGAUUACUGUCCAAUGGUCUUCAGAUUUCCUAAAAAGAUUGGAGGAAACUUGCCUGGAGUCUAUUAUAUACGUGAUGUGGAAUCGGAUAUUCUCCAAGCUGUAUGUGCAGGAAUAUGUGCUUAUAACCAUGCAUUUGUGACAUUGCUUGGUUGAGAAGGGGUUGGCUGAGAGAUUGAGGAUCGGUAGUUUGCUUGAGGAUGGACUAUGAGGUUGGGAUUAACAAAACUAUCACUGUCGAGACCAUUGCCAAUCUCCUUCAGUCUCACAAAGCUGCUGGAAAAUGGAGGAGCAAGCCAUUUCCCCACUAUGUAGAGUUAUGUACUAUAUUUGGCAAGGAUCGAGCCACUGGGAAGAAGGCUAAAACAGCAGUACGUAGAUAUCGUGGAAGAACUUGACUUGUUAGAUGACGCGGCAAGCUUGAAUGAGUCAAAUGCUGAUAGUGGAUCAAUCUCAAGCACAAGCAACAAGAAGAAGAAGAGAAUUAAUUAAUGAUAUUAGUUAUGAUUGUGCUACUAACUAAUUUUUGUAUUUCCAUUUUAACAGUUAUAUAUAAUGUUUUGACUGAAUGAUUGCAAUAUAUAUAUUUUGUAUGAAUGGAUAUUAUUUUUGUCCUUU